Molecule: messenger RNA, 1524 nt
Organism: Dioszegia hungarica
Lineage: Eukaryota; Fungi; Basidiomycota; Tremellomycetes; Tremellales; Bulleribasidiaceae
Exons: 4
Coding region: 1-1524 (507 amino acids)
Source: RefSeq, a predicted model, not a curated record
AUGAGAUUCCCUAUCCACGCAUUACGGCGGAAAUCCGUCGUCCCCGCCUCCAUCACUCCCCCCCACCCCGCCCCCGCUUCCCCACCACUCAACCCCGCCCGCGAUACCUCGGCGCCUGCAUACGAUGGCGAAUUACCCAUCUCGACCGCGCGGCCAGCGCAGAACGUGUCACUCAAGAUGAAGGAUAUGGUGCGGGAGGACUGGGCGUCGACCAAGAUCUUUCUGAGGACGAUGGACUGGAAAGUGGUGCUCAGGGCGAUGGUACGGCGGUAUCUCUGGAAGUGGUACGCUAUAGCCGCGGUGGCCAUCACGCUCACGGUCCUCAUCACGACGCAACAUGAUGCGGUGGUCAAGUUCUGUGCGCCAGUGGCACAUACUAUCCGAGGUUGGCCUGGAGGUUGGCUUAUCCCCCUCGCUUUGCUUAUCAUCGUCUCUUAUCCCCCGCUUGUCGGGCACGAAAUCAUCGGGAUCUUGAUCGGUCUGGUCUGGGGCAUGGGCCAGGGCUUUGCCAUCCUCGCCGCUGGAACCUUUAUUGGCGAGAUCCUCCUCUGGUUCAGCUUCAAAUGGUGCUGCACCAACGCGGCGGCUAAGUUUGAGAAGAAGAACAGACUUUACUGGUCCCUCACCCAACUCAUUCGGGAGAAGACUUUCAUGUUUGUCCUCAUCCUUCGAUUCUCAGCCAUCCCCGGACACAUCGUGACGGCCGUCUCUGCCUCCGCGGGCGCCAACUACUGGUCUUACCUCGCUGCGGCGUUCCUUACCCUCCCCAAGCAAUUCACCAUCGUCUACCUCGGCGAGGCGUUCGGGCACAAGGAGCAAAAGCACCAAAUCAUCUCCACCGCGACCCUGCUUUUGACGAUCGUCGUCACGGGUAUCGCGGCCGUUUACGUCUACUACCAAAUGCGGCUGGUAUGGAAGCGGCGCGAGCUGGAGUUGCCGACAACACUGGGCGUGCCGAUGGUGGAGAAUCCGACAUGGGCGGAUGUCGUCGAGGCGGAGAAGCGGGAAGAGGAGAUGAAGGAGAACAAGGAUGGCGUGGAGGGGAUAUACCUCCCUUCUCUGGAUGCCAAGAAGCCAUGGCUCGCCGCCAACGCAGCGAGGGCAUGGUCGGUCCCCCACCAUAUGACCGAGGCGGAAAUGCGGGAGUUCAGGGAGGAGAUGGACGGCUCGCAGCCUAUCCCUUCGGUCAAAGUGGACGAGGUACCCCGCUUCACAUCCUCCUUCGACAUUUCGCGUACGGGCACACCACUACCCCGGCCCCGGUCGAGCCUCCACCUGGAGAUCGCGCCUGAUACCCCUGGCGCGUCCGGGCCUACAUCGCCUAUCAGGGGAGAUCGGAACUCGACACGUCGUCGCUCGGCUGAUCUCGGACGACCAGACUCGGGGGCGGGCGGCAGAGCACAAGCGGACGAGGCGGACGCGUAUGCGUACAAUCGCGGAGGAAGGCGGCCGGACUUUGGGAGGAUGCGAGGCGAGUCAAGAGCGGCAUUGUUGGGUCCGCCCAAGGAUGAGACGUCCAAGUAG